This is a messenger RNA of Hyalella azteca, 656 nucleotides long. RefSeq lists its product as uncharacterized. The transcript is spliced from 4 exons. Lineage: Eukaryota; Metazoa; Arthropoda; Malacostraca; Amphipoda; Hyalellidae. Bases 1 to 582 code for a protein of 193 amino acids. The record is from RefSeq and is a predicted model, not a curated record.
AUGUUUCUUACAUGCAUAGAAAAUUUGUCAGCACCGGCAUCAGGAGAGGCUGCUGGUGGCGCUGACGGUUCUGGAGCGUCCAGCUCGAAGCAACACAUCAGGCUUGGGGGUCAACUGAGACUUUGGGGUUAUAAAUUUCCUGACCUCACGUCUCAAAUUGCACCCUUGACCAUAGAUAUUGUGGAUUUACCUCUAUUGGUUACCAAAGAAGAGAUAGCAAAGAAGUUCCAUAUUGCACAAGACUACAUCACCCUGAAGCGGAAGCGUGACAAGAAGUCUGCCUCUGCCAUCAUUGUUGCCCCCAGCUGGCGGGAAAGUGACAAACUUUUGGGUGAUCACAAUGCAGUGUUCUUUGGGAAGCAUAAAGCAUUUUUAAGACAAUCCUAUGACUCGGACGCAUCACGACCCUCCUCAGAGCUCUACAAGCCUCAUAAGCUGUCCAGUGAAAAGUUUGAUUUGAGCCCGGCUAGCAGUGGACAGCCUACUCUUCAUGUCCUCAAUGAUGACAUCUUAUUUCAUAUUCUAAAAAAUUUUAAUGUUCAAGAGAAACUGAUGCUUGAAGCAGGUAAGUUGCAUGAAUGAAGCAGCUUAUCAGCUCAGGCUGAAUGGCAGCAGCUAUUUUAAUCGAUCCAUUUAUUGUUAUCAUGUGAGUUAAC